AUGGUGGUGGUCAGCUAUCCUGACUUCCUGAGAUGAUGUGUGACUCACCAGGAUGUGCCAGUGUCUGCUUUGUUAUCAGUUCAGAACGUUGCCACAUAUACAACUUUCUCUGCCCUGAUCAAAUAAUACACUACUGUGGCCCACUAAAUGCUGUUACACAAUCAAUUCGUGCCGUUGGAUUUCUAUAUGAACACACAACCAACUGUAUGUUUAAAAAAACUGAAAUCAGGUUGAAUUUAUGUGUCAAACUGUUGACUAACAACUCUCCAUCACUGCACUGACACCAAUAUUUAAGUUAUUGACUGACACUGAACUCCUUGUCUUGGCCCAAGUCAGAGUGUGGAGGAGCUGGGUUAUCCUGCUGGACUCAGGGGGCCGUGGCUGGGACAGAGGGGUGAGGAUGCUGGGCUAUUCCCUGGGUUUCCCACUGAGGUCCUUUCUAACCUCCAUGGGUUCCAGGAUCUGUUCCAGUACCUGCGCACCUCCACCCUACUGCUCCAACUGUCCGAUGCCGCCGCCCUC
This is a messenger RNA of Coregonus sp. 'balchen', 522 nucleotides long. The record is from the annotation of a GenBank genome assembly. Lineage: Eukaryota; Metazoa; Chordata; Actinopteri; Salmoniformes; Salmonidae.